GACAGUGUUUUCUGCCAUGUCCUUGGUGCCAGCAGACUCGGCAGAGGCAGCAAAACUUGUAGCCGGUGCGACUGCUUGGCAGGCUUCUGCAUCUGCAAACAACACUCUGCUGGACAAAUGGCACAACUUGUUUCAUGCCUAUGACAUUCAAGAAUCUGGAACUAUUUCAUGCGGUGACUUUGUGAAACUGGAAAUUCGCAAUGGCUUUGAACAGGGCGAUUUGAAAAGAAUACUCCGCGCUUUUCCCACGUUAAAAGCAGACUCAAUCUCCAAAGGGCGCUUGGAUUUCAUGGAUUUCUGCAAAGCUCGCCUUGAUUCGUUCGAAGGUGCCACUCGGGUUGUGCCGUGUGUCCAACAGCUGCUACAAGUGGCAGAUCGCGACCUGAUAACCACGAUGGCAGAGCGAUUUCGGAUGGGACCAUUCUACUCUUGGGAGGUCAGGAAAGAACUGAAGGAGGUUUUCUCUUGCUGGAAAAGCACUUCUGAAGCGGCAUUGUCACCGAGUGACUGGCUCAUGGCCAGCAAGGUGGUCGAAACUGAAUGUGAUGCGUAUUUGAGUGAAAAGUGGACAGGUGAACAAGCCUUUCACUCGGCAGACGCUAACAAGGACGGUCUUGUACAAUUGGAAGAAUUUGUCUCCUUCAGCCUCUCUGUAUUCGAGGUCGUCUUUGGACGCAGAACUCAAGAUGCCUUGCAGGUCCUAAAGAAAGUUUGUUCACGUGAAAAGCGACCUCUGAGCUUCACUGUGAAGCUUCCAGUCUUUUUGCCACACCCUCCAUAUACUUUCCAGACACCUAGCUUUGCACGACAUGCAGAUUGCUCUUUUUGGCAUGCAGACGAUCUAGAAUUACCGAGCUCCAUUACACAGCUGCCAGACCUUCUUGCCCUUCUACGAUUGAAGCUCAAACUGGUCGGGAUGUCCUUUUCUGCCUUUUGGCAAACCUCCGGACCGGAGAAAUCGCUUGAUCUGCUUUCCUCCGAGAACUGCUCCAAGAUUCUUCUCUCUCUAUUUGAUGCUAUGGCCAAAGCAACGGGUCCAGCAACUCUACAAUAUGCAAUAUAUGUGAAGAACAUCCGGCCAAAGCCAGUUCGCCUUCAUGAAGUUCAUCAUCAAGAGCUGCAGGUGAACUGCCUGUGCCCACAGAUUUUGCCGAUGGCUAUGCGCUGGUGUCUCGAUUGGGAGUCACAUUUGGUGGGCUACGGCAGAGGACCACUGAGACUUCCCUAUAACUUUACGAUGGGUAUAGGCGAUGCACUCGUCCUGCAACUGCCCACUGAAGAGUCUGGCAUCUCUUGGAAGGUUUUCAUGACAGAAGAUGGUGUUCUUGGCAAGCCUUGCUUAGAACAAGUACAGGUGGUGAAGGGGAAGAAAAGGAAGCAGGUAAUCCAGAGUAUCGCUGCAGAGAUGGCUGUGGAAGGAGAAGCAAAACCCAAACCUCCGAAGGCUGCGAAACCUGCCAAGCAGCGCCCGCAAAGUGGCGCAGUUCGAGCAGCUCGCAUGGCUUUUGACCGUCGGCUUGUGCUCGUUGCACAAAAAGAGGGUCUUUGCAAGUUCUUCAUUGAGAUGAGUUGGGAACAUCAGGAGGAUGUGCUAUGCCAGGGCACCUUGAACCUGCCAGCUUCAGAGGCAUCUGUGGGCAGAUUGGGACCCCUUCAAGUCUCUGUGGAAAGAAAUUCACCAAAGUUGCCAGAGUUGCAGAAAGCCAAAGGCAUGGCUUGGUGGAUUGGCACAAGGUGGUCGCCCAAGCCAGUGAAAGCCAAGGGUCGACCUCGGAGCGCCAGAUGAGACCCAAGAAACCCCCAAACCGUUUCCAGUGAAAAGAGACUCAAAUCUAGACUGCUUUUAAUAGACUAAUG
Molecule: messenger RNA, 1857 nt
Organism: Cladocopium goreaui
Lineage: Eukaryota; Dinophyceae; Suessiales; Symbiodiniaceae
Source: the annotation of a GenBank genome assembly